UCUGAGCAAGUGAGACGUGUCGGGAGAACAAUGCGAGGUUAUCCCCAAAAAAAAUGUUUUCCCGAAGACCCAGAGCAUACUGAACACACAAGUCUGCUUUCCUCAUCACCACGCGAUGCAGGUUCUCCAGGUUCAAAGCCAUCCUCACCCCAGGGCCAGUAUCAGGGCUUUGGACACACGAUUACUACCCAGAAUGCAGCUGUUGUAUCCAAGUUGUGUGAAGUCAUGAUUGACAUCCCACACGACCAGGGCCCUCCUGAUGAUGCAGGCCAAUAUCCAGACUUGGAAGACACAGUUUCAUCACAGGACACGCUCUCUGCAGACCAGAUAUCUGAAGAAGCCAUGAAUGACAUCCCAGAUGAGCAGAAGAAACUCCUUGACACAGCAGACUCCUAGAGAGUUGCCACAGCUCAGAAUGUUCAAAAUUUCAGAUAGGCAAAGCCAGAUAUAACUACUAUAUAAUACUAAUACAUACAUGUUAGUAUAUAUAUUUGUAUAUGUUUUAUAUAUCACAAAUAACAUUUAAAUUUCCUAGGCUUUGGCUUUCUUAAACUCUUAGGGUUUCAUAUAUUCAAACAGUAGGUAACAACUUCAGCUGAGUGCUCUUGCAUUUCUCAAGAGGAUGGACAUUCGAAGAUAAAAAAAUAAAAAAAAAAUCAGUGCUUCUUACCACUGCAUGAAUGUAAUGCUCUGGACUGAAAAUGUAAAUAUAAAAUUCAGAUUAAUUUAAUUUAAUCAUAAUCAUGUGCCAUUUAAGUGUACAUAAUUACACUUCAAUUACAUGUCUUUCAAUAAAUCUAGUAUUGUUUUCUGAAACUC
Messenger RNA from Alexandromys fortis (reed vole), 819 nucleotides. RefSeq names its product transmembrane protein 184C-like. Lineage: Eukaryota; Metazoa; Chordata; Mammalia; Rodentia; Cricetidae. The coding region runs from base 31 to 396 and encodes 121 amino acids. The record is from RefSeq and is a predicted model, not a curated record. The transcript is spliced from 2 exons.